Molecule: messenger RNA, 7781 nt
Organism: Salmo salar (Atlantic salmon)
Lineage: Eukaryota; Metazoa; Chordata; Actinopteri; Salmoniformes; Salmonidae
Gene: cspg4
Product: chondroitin sulfate proteoglycan 4
Biological process (GO): anatomical structure morphogenesis
Source: RefSeq, a predicted model, not a curated record
GCAACUCGACUCCCAAAAUUAACUGGAAGACCGUUCCCUUUGAAUGGAGAGUGAGUUGCAGAGGACUACACCGGCAAUAUGAGAGCCCUACGUUUGGUCCUGCUGAGUGCCUUCUUGCCCCUGCUCUGUCUGCCCAGCCCCAGCCAUGGAGCAUCCUACUUUGGGGACAGUUUCUGCAAGAUAACGUCAAUCCAAGAUGUCUCCUCCUUUCACCUGUCGCUGCAGUUCAAGACCAGCCGACGAAGUGGACUCCUCCUCCUGGCUGCAGGGAUGCAGGACUACCUAUUUCUGGAACUCCAAAAUGGGAAAUUACAGGUGCGAAUGAACCUUGGGGCCGGUGAGAUGGUGCUGUCAUCAUCUCUGGGGCUGCAGCUGAACAACCUCCUGGAGCAUAAGGUGUCUAUCACGAUGCAGGAGGCCAAACUGACCAUGCUGAUCGAUGACCUCUUUUCCACUUUCAUCUCUGUGCCUGAAACCCAGGAGGACCUCAACAUUGACAUGGGGGUUUACAUGGGGGGCACCGGAGACUUAGACGCCCCAUAUCUCAGCAAUGCCAUACCUCCAUUCCGCGGUUGCAUGACCAAUGUCAAGUUGGAGUCCCAUCAGUUUGAUAUUUUCGACUCUGAGCCCAUUGACUGCCAUGAUACAAAGGAGUCCUGUAGCAGUGAGUUUGAGGUUGGUGAUGGAGAGGCGACCAGCUUUAUCAGCCCAGACUCAUUUGUGUCCUUCCCUACUUGGAGCGGGGCUAGUGGUAGUGAAAGGACCUUGGAGUUUCUCAUGAAGACCACCAUUGAGGAUGCCCUACUCACCUUCCACCCUGGACGAGAGUCAGACUUUAUAGCUGUUGGCGUUGUGGGCGGUUACCUAAAAGGUGUGGUGGACCUUGGGAGUGGGAUGGUGGUACUGGACAACCCCAGAGUACAGCUAGAUGAUGAUCAGUGGCAUAGGAUCAGAGUCACUGUAGAUGCGAGUGUGUUUGAGAUUAAUGUGGACAGCCAGCCUGCCUCUCUCCCUCUGAGGGGCUCAGAGCGAUUGGAUCUAGCUGGCAAUCUGUAUAUGGGGGGGAUCCAGGGCAAGAUGAAGGAUGUGUUUCGUGAUAGUAGCUUGUCUCGUAUGGAGGAGGAAAUAACAUCUGAGUCUUUUAUCGGAUGCAUGGGAGAAAUCAAAGUGAACCAGAAGGACAGAAGCCUGCAGGACGCGUUGGUCACCAAAGACGUCCAUGUGAAAUGCGAGGGAGAGGACUAUGACUACUCAAGUUACUAUGAUCUUGAGGCAACCACAACUACGGCUCCUGUUCGGAUCCGAUAUGUCGACGCUGACCCUAAUGAAAGACAUUGCUACCCAACUGACGACACACCAGAGGCCUUCCGGAACAUUACAAAACUUAUUGAAGUCAACCCUUUGCUUGUACCCGAGGGUGGGGAAGCUUUUCUCGAUAUUAACAACCUUAGCCCUACAUUUGACCUAAACACUGUGGGAAUCCGCCAAUCCCAGAUCAUCUUCACUCAACAAAGUGACCCUUGGUACGGACUCGUAGAUAUGAACAUCAAUACCAGACGUACCAAAAAGUUUACACUCCUGGAUGUGGUCAACAAGAAAAUCAAGUAUCUCCACGACGGCAAUGAAAAGUAUGGCGAUCAGAUCCAGUUGGAGGUGGUUGCCCAUAGUAACAGUUACCUUCCAGGAUGUCUUAAAAAUCCUCACCAGUACAUUCUCCCAGUGGAGAUCAUACCUGUCAAUGACACACCACAACUAAGCGGAGGAGACAUUUCCAUCACAGAAAAUGGUCGCACUCGCUUAAAUCCCAACCUUAUCAAGAUUGUGGAUUCGGACACUCGCUGUGAUGAAUUGAUUGUCACCGUGACCUCAGAACCUCCCAGAGGGGUUGGCUACUUAGAAAAUGCUCAGCAACCAGGAAGAAGUAUCAAAGAGUUCACAUGCAGGCAGUUGAAAGACGGCAAUAUAUAUUUUGUCCACAGAACUGGGAGCGGUGGGAUAACUCUACAGGUAUCUGACGGACAAUCCAUAAGUCAUUCAACCACUUUUAAACUGUCCAUUACACAGCCCCAAAUGAGCCUUGUGACCAAUACCGGCCUUCUGUUGUCUCAGGGAAGCAACUCUUCCAUUGGGAUCCAGAACCUGGCCGUCAUUGCCACCCCUCGUAAUGGAGAUAUUGUGUUUAAUGUCACACAGGCUCUGAGAUAUGGUGAAUUGCAUGUUCUUUCUAGCAAUGGUUUGCCCAAACAGGUGACAUCUUUUCACCAGUCAGAUUUGGAGCAAGAUCGCUUGAGAUAUGUUAGCACAGACUCAAGUGACCUGGAGGACAUUGUGUCAGAUCAUUUUCAAUUUGAUGUCCAUCUUGGACAGUUUUCCCUAUGGAACAAUACUUUUUUGAUCAAGAUCACACCCUCCCAGGUUAAAAUGGCCCAAGUAGUUCCCCUUGAGAUUGAAGGCAAGGUAGAGCAAAAGGCAAUAAAACACACUGAACUUGAAGCAGAAGUGAAGGGAAAAAGUGUAGCCCCAGAAACUAUAAGAUACAUCCUUCUGAAGGCCCCCACACUGGGUACUCUUCAGAUGAUCGGCAGGAAGCUAGUUGAGGGAGACAGUUUCACCCAACAGGACCUCUGGAAUGCCCAGGUCAGCUAUAGAGUCCAGGUGCAAAGGGCGGUGGCUAAUGAGGACCAGUUCCAGUUCAGAGUCUUUGCAGAGAAUCAGUACUCCCCUAUGUAUACCUACCCAAUCAAGAUCCAGGCUGAUUCAGACGCCCCUGUUUUGACAAAUGAGAGACUCGUUGUCUUAGAGGGUGGGGAGAAUAUUCUGAACAAAGACUAUCUAUGGGUUCAGACAUCCACCUCGACAAACUUUGUUUACAGGGUGACGCAAGACCCCAAGUAUGGCCGUCUCAUCAGGGAGUCCCCAUCUGGACAGCCCAGGUUCGACGGGGCCAUUAGAAUGUUCAGCAAUGAGGAUCUGAAUCUAGAUAGGCUGAUCUACCAACAUGAUGGCUCAGAGUCUAAUGAUGAUGAGUUCUAUUUCCUGGUAUUCGAGCAAGCAGCAGGAAGUGAAAACAUCAGAAUCGAUGGUCAAGAGUCUAUGAGCAGCAUGUUUAGAAUAUCUAUUCAGUCCAAGAACGACCACGUGCCUCUUAGAGUGGUUGAUAAAACCUUCAAUGUGGUGCGAAACGGACAACGUUUGCUGACCACAGAAGAUAUCCUCUUCAGGGACGAUGACUCAGGGUUCAAUGAUACCCAGUUGGUCUUUGUUCGCACAGGCAUUCUCUCAGGAAAUAUUGUCUCCCCAUCAGACCCCUCGCAGCCCCUCUUUCGUUUCACUCAAGCGGACAUGAAAGACCAGAAUGUUCUAUUUGUGCACCAUGGGGCAGACCGUGAGCGCUUCCAGCUCCAGGUUUCUGAUGGCCUGCAUAAGACCACAGCCCUGCUGCAGAUCCAGGCUGGUGAGGCCUACCUCCAUGUGGUGAACAACACUAUGGUUGUCAUGGACCAUGGAAGCACAAAGACGCUCAACACCAGUCUGUUGAGUGCAGAGUCCAACAUGGACAUAAGAGACGCCAGUGACAUUAGGUACCAAGUGACAUCACCCCCUAGUGAUGGGAAGAUCAUCGUGAGUGGGAUUGAGGCCUCUUGGUUCACACAGGAGGAUCUGAAAAAGGGUGUGGUGUCCUACGAGCAUAACGACCAGAGUCUGAGCUCCAAGGACUCAUUUGGCUUCACUGUGGAAGCGAAAGGAUUUUCUGAGGAGGGCACAUUCAGAAUAAAGAUCUUCAAGCAAGGCUAUUUGUCAGAGCCUGAGGUCAUCACCAAUGAGGUCAUCAUCUCCUAUGAGGGAGAGCACACCGUGAUCAACCAGGAUCAUCUUAAGGUGGAACAAGCAGACAUCCUGCCCUCUGAGAUGGUGUUCACAAUCAAGGAGCCUCCUCGUCUGGGCCACGUGGUCAUGCUGACCAACCACUCGGACAGUACGGCUGCGCCCAUCCUGGACUACAUCCACUCUUUCACCCAGGAGGAUGUCAACAGGGGCCGCAUCCUCUAUGUCUCUGCCUCCAUCCAGGGCAGUGACGCCUUCGCGGCUGACGUCAGCAACGGGUUCACCACCGUGGAUGACCUCCGGAUGAUGGUGGACAUUGUGCCUCGCCUCAUCCCCAUCCAGGCCCACAACUUCAGUGUGAGGGAGGGCGGCGGGAUGGCCCUUACCACUGAGCUCCUGAAUAUCUCUCACCCUUUCUACAGUGCGGUCAACGUGGACUUCGUCGUAGAGGAGCCACCGCAGCAUGGGGAUAUCCGCUACUUGGAUGGUGACGAACAAGAGCUCACCUUCUUUACCUGGGAGGAGGUGAAACUUGGACACAUCUACUACUUACAUGACAGCACGGAAAGCGGCGAGGACAGUUUCACGCUCUCUGCCUCGGCCUAUGAGAUAGAGCGCCGCAGCCUCCCCGUUACCUUCACUGUCACCGUCUUCCCGGUCAACGAUGAGGCACCUAAACUGACACGCAACACGGGACUGGAGGUUUUAGCUGGAGAGGAAUCAGACAUCACCACCAGCAUGUUGAAUACAGAAGAUGCAGACACCCCCAUCAAUGAGUUGGUUUAUUCCAUCGAGUCAACCAUCAAUGGGUUGGUGGCUCUAAAGGUGGAACCUGACGAAGAAAUCCAGAACUUCACACAGGCACAAAUUAACAAUGGGGAAGUCAUCUUUAUCCAUGAAGGUCUGGAGUCUGGAGGCUUCAGUUUUACCGUAACAGACGGAGAGCACACCUCUCCUCUCUACCGCUUUGUCGUUACGGCUAGACAGCUCACCAUCACCAUGGAAACCGGGGAGGAGCUAAUGAUCUUUCCAGGAACAAGACAUGCCAUCACCAGUGCCAUUUUGAAGGCAGUGACCAAUGAGGAUGGAGAUGAGAUAAGCUUCUCAUUGGUCAGGCCUCCUCGCCUGGGAAGACUGAUCUUAGCCAACGACAGGAACCAGUUUGAAGAGAUCACACGCUUCUCUCAAUCAGAGCUGGAGUCCGGGGCCAUCUUCUACGAGCACCAGAUGCCUGAGGAGCCCUUCUGGGUGGUCCGGGACUCUGUGGAGCUCCUGCUCUCCUCCCCUCCGGCCCCAGCUGUGCAUCACGUCCUCCCCAUCACCGUGUCCUACUACGCAGCCAGCCACAACGUCUCCUCACAGCUCUGGAAGAACAAAGGUCUGGACAUAGUGCAAGGUCAGAGGAAGGUGAUUGACAGAUCCAUCCUGGACGCCUCCAACCUGCUGGCCAGCCUCCCCGAGGCGGAGCGAGGUCUCUUGGACGUGGUCUUUGAGGUGCGCCGCUUCCCGGCCCAUGGGAGAGUCACCCUGGGGGGCCUGGAUCUGCCCCAGGGUGCCCCUUACUUCAUGCAGGAGGACGUGGCGCAGGGCGAGCUGGAAUACCUCCACGAUGACUCUGGAGCCUCCGUGGACAGCUUCUCCUUCCGAGCCCGGCUCAACGCCCAGGGCCGCGGCACCCUUCCCCCCUCCCCAGCCCAGGCAGUGGUCCUGGAGGAGGUCUUCAACAUCUCGAUCCGGAGAAGGGACUCUAGUCCUCCAGAGCUGGUGAGCUUGGAUGUUCUUCUGGAGGUUCUCCAGGGCUCCAUGACAGUGAUCACCCAGAAGUACCUCAACACCCGUGACGAGGACAGCACGCCCGACGAGGUGCGCUUCACAGUCUCCAAGGCGCCCACCAACGGGCGGCUGGUGGAUGCCACCAAGGGCGACCACAUCUCCACGUUCACCCAGGAGGCGGUCAACCAGGGCCAGGUGGGCUUUGUCAGUGACGGAAGCCUGUCGGACGGCUUCAUGGAGUUCACUGUGUCGGACGGAAAGCACCACACCGAGCCGCACACUCUCCAUGUAGGAGUCCUGGCCCGGACGCUGGUGCUGGCCAAAGCCCCAGAGAUCCAGGUGCUGCAGGGGGACGACGAGACCCUAGUGACAGAGGAGAUGUUGAGGGCCACCACAGGUGGCCCCAAUGAGGAGGAAGUCCUCUACAAGAUCACCAGUGUGCCCAAGUAUGCUGCCGUCAUGGUGGACCGGCAGCCCACAUCGGCCUUCACUCAGACCCAGAUAAGGGAGGGCCGGGUGAGCGUUCGCUUCAUCAAGUCCACCUCGCCCCGGGACAGCGUGGCCUUUGUGGCCCGGAGCCGGGCAGCCAACGUCUCCUCUGUCCUCAACAUCACGGUCAAGCCUCUGGCCAACAUCCCCCAGGACCUCCUGCUGCCACGGGGUACCACUGUGCUGCUGGACAAGAAGCUGCUGGAUGCCACUCCACUGGCCAACAAGACCCGGACAUCACCCACCUUCAGCGUCAUCCAGCAGCCGCAAGGCGCCCGCUUCGUGAGGGCUGGCGGGAGAGGGCCAGAGGGAGACGGCCAGCCCGUGGACACGUUCACCCAGAAAGAACUGGAUGAGGGACGUGUAGCCAUGGAGAUCCUGAAUGGAACAGGAGGCAGCCAAGCCCAGGACGUGGCUCGCUUCCUGCUCAAGGCCCACGGGGUCCCUCCCGCUGAGUGCGUUCUCUCCUUCAAGACUACCCCUUACAACACCUCAGGGGUCUACCCGGCCACUCUCCUUAAGGUCCCUGGCGGGUAUGCAUGGUCCAAUAGCAAUGACCUCCCUGAAGGGGCAGGGUCCCCACGCAUCACCCCAGCCAGCCCCCGCUGGAGGGGCAACAUGGACUGGCCUCAUGGAGGAGAUGCCCCCACCACUGCGUACACUGACAAAGACUCCCAUAGGAAACCAAUGGUGUCCAGGAGGAACAACCUGUGGUCCAUCCUCAUCCCCAUUCUGAUCCUCCUGCUCCUCCUCCUGCUGGUGGCCAUCUUGGCUUUCUACUUGGUGCGUCGCAACAAGACGGGCAAACACAAUGUGCAGACGGUGGCUGGCUCCAAGCCCAAAAACGGAGACAUCAGCCAGGAGACCUUCCGGAAAACCGACCCGGCCAAUAACAUCCCCAUGUCCCAAAUGGACUCCAAAGACGCCGACCCGGAAUUGCUGCAGCACUGUCGGACAACGAACCCGGAGUUAAAAAAGAACCAGUACUGGGUAUGAGAGUUGACUAAAUGCUUAGACAUAGGACACAGAGAGGAAGAUCCUCUACCAUUUUGAAUGCGGCCUUCUUGAAUCAUUCCUUUUCAGUGUUAAAGACCUUUUUGCCAUGAUAGUAUUAAGAAAUGUGUAUGUUUUGAUAUCAUUGGACAUUUCACUAUCACAUACUAACAUUGUGCCAAUUCUCAGGUCAAGAAACACUGAAUAGUUCCAUUGGUAAAAAUGUCACCAUUAAACUUAUGAGGGUUUUGCCUAACACGUAUAUUUAUUUUUAGGACAACUGCUGGACAUCUAUGAUGUACUUUUUCACAGGGCACAAAUUAGGACAUAUUGAGCUUGCUAAAACUUUGUGUGCUCCUACAAUAUAUUCAGUAUGCUAUUAUAGGACAAUAUUACUAAUUUGACUACAUAAACAGAUUUAUUUGAAGUUUUGGUAAUAGUUUUAUUGUAGUUUCGCUUUAACAGUAAAGGUGGACAAGUGUGUACAUAAUUCAACUCAAUAAGGUAGAUUUAUGCUGUAUGAAGGAAAAGGAAAAACUGUUUCGGUUUUGAUUAUUAUUCUAUAAAUGUAUUAUUGAUCAUGUAUAUAUUUUUUUGCUUUGUUGUUAGGCCCCAAUUCAAUCUAACUUCUGUUACAGUAUUUACAAAGCCACAUAUGACAUUUGUCCUGUUGUAGAAUAAAAUCUGAGGGGUUAUGGGAA